This is a messenger RNA of Hevea brasiliensis (rubber tree), 2300 nucleotides long. Its product is annotated as glycosyltransferase BC10. The coding region runs from base 725 to 1903 and encodes 392 amino acids. Gene Ontology annotation, molecular function: glycosyltransferase activity. The record is from RefSeq and is a predicted model, not a curated record. Lineage: Eukaryota; Viridiplantae; Streptophyta; Magnoliopsida; Malpighiales; Euphorbiaceae. The transcript has 2 exons. Gene Ontology annotation, cellular component: membrane.
CGUAUUCCGAUUCUCCGCGUCCCAAAUCGUUGCUUCCUCAUUGGGUCCUUCCCUGAGUUCGCUCCUUCCCUCUUCCUCUGAAAACGCCCUGUCGUUUUCAAUCAAAAUCUCCAACUACACCACUUAAAUUCCCCUCCUUUCUCUCUCUCUUCCCAUUUACACACAUGUCUGUUUGUUUGUGGUUGGUGACGUGAUUCCAAAUUCUUGAUCCUUUGAUUUUGAUGUUGAUCCUAUCUGCUGCUUGUCUAGUCUCUCUUUCUCUUUCACUCUUUAAUCGAAAUCCCUGGCUUUCUUCUUUCUUUCUUUUUUUCCUCUCUCUCUUGUGUUGGGUUUUCACAGAUGGGACUAAUGAUCCAUUGCCGCUGAUCCUGGAGAUCUAAAUUUCUUUAUUUGGAUUCUUUUUUAUUUUAAUUUGUUUUUCUACAAUUUUUUUUGCCUUGUUUUUAUGCCCAGGCGCUUAAAAUCUUGGAUUUUUUGGACUUUUCAUGUCGUUGAUUUGAUUCUUGGUGUUGGGUUCUCUCAUUUCUGUUAGUGGUAUCAAAUCCACUUGAAAGUUUCUUUUUUGGCGCGGGGUUGGUGAUCAAUACAUUUUACUAAUUAAUUUUGCAUUAAAGCGUCCCAAUUUUGCAUGAGAGGAAGUGGUUGCAGCUAUUAGAAUUGAAUACCAAUAAGAGUUUAGGAGAUUUGUUUAAUUGAAUGAAGUGAGAUACAAAAGGGAAAAAAAAUGGCAAGACAUAGAGGAGACAAGGAAGAUGGAUUAGAUAGGCACAUGGGUUUGCUAAAACUAGUGCAAAUAUUAUCUUUUUUGGUUGUUUUUGUGGCUGGUAUAAUUUUGGGUUUAGCAACAAGUUCUCACAUCAAUCAGUACUUCACUUCACAAGCUCGCCUAUUCUUCACGAACAACAUAGCAUCAACAACAAUCACAGGUGGUAAUUGCACAAUUUUGAGACCUUGUAAGAGGAUUGAUUGCUUUGGUAUGGAUACGUUUCUUCAUCCAAAGAACUUGACUCAUAGCAUGAAUGAUGAGGAGCUUUUUUGGAGGGCUUCUUUGAUGCCAACUAAGAAAGGGUAUCCCUUUGAUAGAUUGCCUAAAGUAGCUUUCAUGUUUUUGACGAGAGGGCCUUUGCCUAUGUUGCCAUUGUGGGAGAGGUUCUUUAGAGGUCAUGAGAAGUAUUUCUCUAUCUAUAUCCAUACACCUCAGGACUAUGUGCUCAAUGUUUCAAGGGAUUCUCCAUUCUACAGAAGGCAAAUACCGAGUCAGAAUGUUGAGUGGGGAACAGUUUCACUGGUUGAUGCUGAGAAGCGCCUUCUAGCCAAUGCCCUGCUGGAUUUCUCAAAUGAGCGGUUUGUUCUUCUCUCUGAGAGCUGCAUACCAAUCUACAAUUUCCCUAUUGUCUACAAGUAUCUCAUUCAUUCUGAAUAUAGCUUUGUUGAGUCAUAUGAUGAUCCCUCUCGUUAUGGUCGUGGCCGCUACAACCGAAAAAUGCUUCCUGAUAUUAAGCUCUUUCAGUGGAGGAAAGGGUCUCAGUGGUUUGAGAUCCAACGGGCUUUGGCUGUUCAUAUAGUCUCAGACACGAAGUACUAUUCUGUCUUCAAGAAAUAUUGUAAGCCUGCCUGCUAUCCCGAUGAGCAUUACAUUCCAACUUAUCUGAACAUGUUCCAUGGUUCGCUUAAUGCUAAUCGCACAGUAACUUGGGUUGAUUGGUCGCUGGGGGGACCCCAUCCAGCAACAUAUAACGGAAUUAACGUUACAGAGAGUUUAAUACAGUCUGUUCGGAAUAAUGGAACAGAAUGUUCAUACAAUUCAGCGAUGACAUCUGUUUGUUACCUCUUUGCUCGGAAGUUUCAUCCAAGUGCUCUGGAGUCCUUGCUUAACCUCACCUCAACAGUAAUGGAAUUUUGAUUACUCAUUUUCUUUUCUUGGCAGAGAUAUGACAUCAUUUCUGUAGUGCCCCUAGACAUUGGCUGGCGGCUCUCAUAACAAUUUUGUUUAGGCACAAUUGUACAGUUGAUUUUUAUAGGUCAUUGGGAUUGUUGAUCAUUAAGGGAAUCGCUAUUUGUUGAUCUAAUUUUGAGAGCAUUAGCUAGCCUUUUGAGAAGCAGCAACUCAGAGAGCUUAUGUCAAUGAUUACUGAGUUCAUUUUGGUUGAUGAUCAGGCAGUUGGGGGCUCUUAAAUCUGUGUUUGUUAUGAGGAAAGUUUUACAGAUUGCUUGCUAGCGUAUACUGUGCUAAUAACAAGUCCAAAAGCCUUGUAAAGGUUAUUAGUUAUGAUUUUUUUAUUCCAGCACUGUAGUCAAAA